UUCAGAUUAAGAACUUAUGUAACAAAUUCUUUCUCUCUAUGCUGAUCGAGAAGAGAAGAUUAAUAAAAAUUAUCACAUUCAUUCAAAAUUUAACUGUGAUUGUUCAAUAUGUCACCAUUAACUUAUGACCGACAAUCAAUUAAAAAAGGAUUUAGUUUAUGAUGAUUUCUAUGAUUAACCAAGUGAUAGAUAUUUACCAGAUGAAUAGACUCAUGUAAGAUUCAUGAAAAAAGAUGGAGGAUCAUAAUUAUUACCAUAAAUUAGAGAUCCUAUUGAUUUUUUAGGUCUCUCUAUUAAAAUGAUGCAACCAACAAAAAAUGGAAAAACAUUAAAUUUGAGAGUAAUGGAUACAUUAUUCUUCUAUUAAAGAGAGCCUUGUGUUUUAAUUUAUCAUGACAAAGAUAAAGGUCUCAGAAUUAUCAGAGACAGACACUUAUUGACUAAUUUAUAAGAACUUGGGCAAUUUUUAGUAAAAAGAAGAACAGAAUAUGAUAUAGAAUUAAGAAUAGCAACAGAGAAAAGAGAGAAUAAAGAUUUCAAUAAUUUAGAAUUUGAUUAGAAGAGCGCAGAAAUAUAAUAAGGGAUAAAAAAAUAUGUUUAGAAUAUAGGAAUCUAAAAGGACUUUAUAUUGGUUAAAUUCAAAAAUGGAGGAGAAUAAAUAAUGUCUUAAUUAGCUGCGAUGUAAUUAUUUGAGAAAAGAAAAAUUGAUUCAGUAUGGGAUACAAUAGUUAUGAUCCAAGCAUAUCCAUAUGAUUUUUAUGGAAAAUUAAUAUUCAAAGCUAAAGAGAAUAUAGAAAAGUUUGAGAACAAUAGAUUAUCAAAAUAGUCAAUAGGAAAAGAUACAAAGAAAUAAAAAGAAGAAGAAAAGCCAACAGAAGUUAAACAAAGCAAAUCAAAAAUAGUAGAUGAUAGUAUAAAGUUAAGUGAAGAGUAGAAGUUAUAAUUAAAUGAAUUAAAUAAGAAUAGAUAUCAACGUAUUACAUACAUAAAGGAUGAUAUAAAAUAUUAAGAGUAGUUUGAUAAAGCAUUAGAAUAGAUUUGUUAAAUAAAUAAUCCAAAUUUUUAGACAGGUAAUCAUAUUAGAUAACAUGAAUUGUAUUUAAAAGAUUUAAAGAAAAAGAAUAUGUCAUAAUAUUUAUAGUAAUAAAAUAUCAUAAAUAGUUAGUUAUCAUAUGUAUUAGAUUGUUCAUUUUUUUGAAGCGUAUCAUUAAAGAAAAAUAAUGAAAUUGAGAUUGGAUUUUGCUAAGGAUGAUUUUGAUAAUUUAUAUAUAAUAGAUGCAGGAUAAUUGUAGUUUAUAGAUGUAAGAAAGAUAGAGUGGGAUGAAAUGAUAUUGAAGGAGAUUUCCUUAAUCAAUUAGGAUUAUAAAUAAUUAGUUUUAAGAGAGAUAGAGGAGAAAGAGAAGUUAUAAAGGGAGGAGAAAGUAGUUGUAAAUCAUUAGAGAUAAAAGUAUUUAAAAUAAGCAUUUGAUGAGGUUGUAGGAUAUUUUAGAGAGUAGUAUAGUAAGGCAAUUGAUAAAUGUGAAUCAGAUCUAUACAAUUAACCAGACAUAGAUAAGACUGAUGAAAUAUUUAAGAAAAUAAAUCCAAGAUCAGAUUUAAAAUUUUCAGAAAUGUUGGCUAUUCAUAAACCAGAUGAGAUAAUAAAAUAGAAAGAUUUAUUAUGUAAUUUUCCAAUUGACAAAACAAGAUUCUUGAGUCAAUAGAAAUAUUAUAGAUAAUCUAAGCAAUUGAUGGAGAGUAAAGAGAAAUAUAAAAGACAAUUAAGAUUGAGUGCUAGCAAAUUAUCAACAGUUGAUUUGAGAUAAUCUAGAUAUGGAUUCACUACUAAAUGA
Molecule: messenger RNA, 1832 nt
Organism: Paramecium sonneborni
Lineage: Eukaryota; Ciliophora; Oligohymenophorea; Peniculida; Parameciidae
Source: the annotation of a GenBank genome assembly